Colletotrichum gloeosporioides is the source of this 4497-nucleotide messenger RNA. RefSeq names its product Xanthine dehydrogenase. Bases 1 to 4497 code for a protein of 1498 amino acids. The record is from RefSeq and is a predicted model, not a curated record. Gene Ontology annotation, molecular function: FAD binding; iron ion binding; 2 iron, 2 sulfur cluster binding. NCBI's taxonomy places the organism in Eukaryota, Fungi, Ascomycota, Sordariomycetes, Glomerellales, Glomerellaceae. The transcript is spliced from 10 exons.
AUGGACCGUCUUCCCUCGCCGCCUCCAUCGGAUUCCGAUAGCGACGACUGGCACACCAGCAAAACCGAGACCCUCUCAUCCCUCAUCAAGUCCACAUACCAGACGUCAGUCUUGAAGUUCUUUGUCAAUGGACGGCCAGUCACUGUUAAGAAUCCCAACCCGGACUGGGUUCUCCUCGACUGGAUCCGAGCUCAAGAUGGCCUCAAGGGCACCAAACUGGGAUGUGGUGAGGGUGGGUGCGGCGCCUGUACUGUAGUGCUACAGGUUGCAGAGGCAGAUAGACAGAUCAAGCAUCUUGCCGUCAACGCAUGCCUGUAUCCGCUCAUAGGUGUCGAUGGCAAAAGUCUAAUAACUAUCGAGGGCCUUGGCAAUGUCAACCAUCCUCAUCCGUUGCAGGAAAGAAUCGCGAAAAUGCACGGCACACAAUGUGGAUUCUGCACACCGGGAAUCGUAAUGAGCCUCUACGCCUUGGUCCGAAACUCCUACCGCAAUGGGAAAUUCCACCUCACCCAUUCCGACGUCGAGCUUCAAGGCCAUCUCGACGGGAAUCUCUGUAGAUGUACCGGGUACAAACCCAUAUUCGAAGCCGCACGUACCUUUGUCACAGAGGAUCUAAAUGGUGUCCUGGCAAAGACCGACCAAGAUGAAGACAAUUUUGGACCAAGUCCGCCCUUAUCAGAAGAUGAUGAAGAUGGGUUUCUCAGUUCCGUGAAUAAGCCUGGAUCAUGCGGUCGGCCAGGUGGAUGUUGUCGAGACAAUCCAAAACCCGCAGACAUAAAUAGCGUGGUUUCACAGCCUGAGCUUAGCCCUCCUACAUCUGAAGACGACGAGGAUAUCAAGACUUUGCUGAUCUCUAGCAAGGCCGGCUCAUGUGGAAGACAAGGAGGAUGCUGUCGAGAUGGACCGAAGGAAAAGGCCAGUUCCAGUCUCCCAGUCGAGGAGGAGCCCUCCCCAAACAUGAUGGACACUCCCAUAUCCGCCCCCAGACCAAAGGAGGAGCCUAUCACCUCCAAUCAGCCAGAUGAAAUGGUCACCAAGCAGAUACUGGUUCCAUAUGACCCGACAACCGAGCCGAUAUUCCCACCUUCACUCUGGAAAUACCAACCACGACCCAUCUGCUAUGGCGAUAACCGAAGACUUUGGUUCAAGCCCACAACUCUGGAGCAGCUACUACAACUUAAGGCCGUCUACCCAGCAGCGAAGAUUGUGGGAGGUGCAAGUGAGACACAGAUUGAGGUUCGCUUCAAGAAGUUGGCAUACCAGGUCAACGUCUUUGCAGCAGAUAUCACAGAGCUCAACACCUUCCGGGAGCCUGUGCCCCGGACUCUAGCCGAGCUUAGUGCACUUGCUGAGAUCUUCAUACCCGGCAAUCUCACUCUGAGCAAAGUCGAAGAACUUUGCAAAGACUUGUAUGAAAAGCUUGGCCCCCGGGCCUUCGCCUUUGAGGCACUGCGGAAGCAGCUGCGCUACUUUGCUGGUCGUCAGAUCCGCAAUGUUGCGAGUCUUGCUGGCAGCUUGGCCACAGCCAGCCCCAUCUCGGACUCAGCACCUGUGCUCCUGGCAGCGGGAGCAAAGGUCGUUGUGAGGUCGCACGCCAAAGGAACAUUUGACAUCCCUCUAUCGUCUUGGUUCAUCCGCUACCGCACUACUGCCCUGCCAGAAGAUGGUGUCAUAACUCAGAUUGUUGUACCACUACCACCUGCGGGUGCGCGUGAGGUCACCAAAGCAUACAAACAGGCCAAGAGGAAAGAUGACGACAUUGCUACUGUGACAGCGGGUCUGAGAGUCCGACUCGAUGAAGACGGGUUUAUUGAAGAUUGUGCGUUCGCGUUCGGCGGCAUGGCUCCCACGACUGUGAUGGCGGAAAAGGCACGGCAAGCAGUUCUUGGAAAGCGCUGGGGCGAGGCUGCAACUCUCGAGGUCGCUACGGAUGCACUCUUGGAACAAUUCGACCUCGCAUAUGGUGUACCCGGUGGCAUGGCGCAAUACCGCAGAGUGUUGACAAUCUCCAUGUUCUUCCGGUUCUGGCAUGAGGCUGUUCACGAACUGGGUCUGGCCAAAGUCAGUUCUGAUCUCAUUCAAGAGAUCCAUCGCGAUAUCUCGUCUGGCUACCGCGACAACUUCACUGCUUCCAUGAAGAACCGAGGGACACACACUGUGGGAAGGCCGAUUCCACAUUUGUCUGCGCUGAAGCAUUGCACAGGCGAAGCCGAGUACCUCGAUGACAUGCCUCGACAGCACAACGAAUUAUUUGGUGCAUUGGUUCUAGCUAAGAGAGCACAUGCCGAGUUGGUCAGUGUUGACUAUACUGCGGCUUUGGAGAUGCCUGGUGUUGUCGGAUACAUCGACAAGAAUAGUCCUGCCAAGGGAACCAACAUCUGGGGUGCCGUGGUGCACGAUGAAGAGCUCUUUGCCGAGGAUACCAUCCGCUACUACGGACAGGUCAUUGCUUUGAUUUAUGCGGAGACAGCUCUCCAGGCCAGGGCAGCCGCCGAUCGUGUUGAAGUUGUCUACAAAGACCUUUCAUCCAUUAUCACCAUCGACGAAGCGAUUAAUGCCGAAAGCUUCUUCAAGCACGGAAAGCAACUACGAAAGGGCGAUGCUGUCGAAGGCUCUCUAGAAGAAGCCUGGAGCAAUUGUGACCACAUUAUUGAAGGAACCACAAAAAUGGGCGGUCAAGAACACUUCUACCUCGAGACCAACGCAGCACUUGCCAUCCCGCACAUUGAGGACGGCUCCAUGGAAGUAUACUGCUCAACUCAAAACCUGAUGGAGAACCAAGUCUUUGUCGCUCAGGUGUUGGGGCUCCCAAUGAGUCGUGUGAACAUGAGAGUCCGUCGCAUGGGCGGAGCUUACGGCGGAAAGGAGUCUAGAAGCACGCCAAUUGCGAUGUACAUCGCCCUCGCAGCUCGAAGCGCAAACCGGCCGGUGCGUAUGAUGCUCAACCGCGACGAAGACAUGGCCAUCACCGGCCAGCGACACCCGUUCCAAUCACGCUGGAAAGUAGGCGUGAGCUCCCAGGGUAAGAUUCAGGUCCUCGACAUGGACGUAUACAAUAAUGGAGGAGCAUCACUUGACAUGAGUGGCGCAGUUAUGGAUCGUGCCUGCACCCACAUAGACAAUUGCUACUACAUCCCACAUGCUUGGAUCCGAGGCUGGGUUUGCAAGACCAACACAGUCAGCAACACAGCUUUCCGCGGCUUUGGAGGUCCCCAGGGCAUGUACAUUUGCGAAAGCAUGAUGUACAAAAUAUCAGAAGCUCUUCAUAUUGAUGUUGACGAGCUUCGCCGCCGUAACCUUUACGAGAUCGGCCAGCGAACCCCAUUCUUGCAAGAGAUCACCGACGACUUCCACGUACCGACCAUGCUGGACCAACUCACCGUCAAAUCUGACUACGAGAAACGAAAGGCUUCAAUUAGGGAGUUCAACUCUAAGCACCGAUUCAAGAAACGGGGCAUUUCGAAGAUCCCAACCAAGUUUGGCCUCAGUUUUGCCACGGCUGUUCACCUGAAUCAAGCGGGAGCAUACGUAAAGAUAUACGAAGACGGCUCGGUGCUCUUGCAUCAUGGUGGAACCGAGAUGGGCCAGGGCCUUUAUACGAAAAUGGCCCAAGUUGCCGCCGAGGAGCUGGGUGUUAGUGUCGAUGAGGUCUUUAACAAAGACUCCCAGACUGAUCAAGUUGCGAAUGCCUCUCCGACCGCCGCAUCCUCCGGGAGUGACCUCAACGGUCAAGCUGUGAAAAACGCCUGCGAUCAACUCAGAGAACGUCUCGCGCCAUACCGAGAGAAAUAUGGGGCCGAUGCCCCCAUGUCGAAGAUUGCACAUGCUGCGUACACGGACAGAGUCAAUUUGGCUGCAAACGGUUUUUGGAAGAUGCCACGAAUAGGAUACGAAUGGGGUAAUUGGAAAGAUCCUUUGCCCAUGUAUUACUACUGGACUCAGGGAGUUGCGAUCAGUGAAGUUGAACUGGACACUUUGACAGGAGACUCGACGGUCCUUCGAACGGACAUCAUGAUGGACAUUGGUCGCUCCAUUAACCCAGCAAUCGACUAUGGUCAGAUAGAGGGCGCAUUUGUUCAAGGCCAAGGCUUAUUCACCAUGGAGGAGUCCCUGUGGACCAAGUCAGGAGAGCUCUUUACCAAAGGCCCGGGCACGUAUAAGAUUCCAGGAUUCUCCGAUAUUCCUCAGCAGUUCAAUGUCUCGACAUUGCAACACGAUUCGGAAGGAAAUCCAAUUAGCUGGAGCAAACUGCGUUCUAUCCAGAGCAGUAAAGGAACGGGAGAGCCGCCGCUGUUCUUGGGAUGCACGGUUUUCUUUGCGCUGAGAGAAGCUGUCAAGGCAGCUCGAGAGAUGAACCACGUUAGGGAACCACUUGUGCUGAACUCACCAGCCACAGCAGAAAAGUUGCGUUUAGCGGUGGGAGAUCCGCUGGUUCGGAGGGCUGCGGUCAAGGUGAAGGAAGGCGAGAAAGAGUGGUUCACCAGAAUUGAGUCAUAG